CAACAGCUUGCUCAGCUCCAGAAAGAGAAAUCGGAGAUUCUGAAGAAUCUGGCAUUGUACUACUUCACUUUUGUUGAUGUUAUGGAAUUUAAGGACCAUGUUUGUGAGCUGCUGAAUACUAUUGAUGUUUGUCAAGUCUUCUUUGAUAUUACUGUCAACUUCGAUUUAACAAAGAACUACCUAGAUUUGAUUAUAACCUACACAACCCUCAUGAUUCUACUGUCUCGAAUCGAAGAAAGGAAGGCGAUCAUUGGCUUGUAUAAUUAUGCCCAUGAAAUGACACAUGGAGCAAGUGACAGAGAAUAUCCACGUCUUGGCCAGAUGAUUGUGGAUUAUGAAAAUCCUUUGAAGAAAAUGAUGGAGGAAUUUGUACCUCACAGUAAAUCCCUUUCAGAUGCUCUGAUCUCACUCCAGAUGGUCUAUCCUCGAAGAAAUCUCUCAGCUGAUCAGUGGAGAAAUGCACAACUACUGAGCCUCAUCAGUGCCCCCAGCACAAUGCUUAAUCCUGCACAGUCUGACACAAUGCCAUGUGAAUACCUCUCUCUGGAUGCAAUGGAAAAAUGGAUCAUUUUUGGAUUUAUUUUGUGCCAUGGAAUCCUAAAUAGUGAUGCUACAGCUUUGAACCUUUGGAAACUUGCACUUCAAAGCAGCUCUUGCUUGGCCCUCUUCCGAGAUGAAGUGUUCCACAUUCACAAAGCUGCAGAGGACUUGUUUGUAAAUAUACGAGGUUACAACAAGCGUAUUAAUGACAUCAGAGAGUGCAAAGAAGCUGCUGUUUCACAUGCCGGUUCAAUGCACAGAGAGAGACGCAAGUUUCUGCGUUCGGCGCUCAAGGAACUGGCGACUGUCCUCUCUGACCAGCCAGGCCUGCUGGGUCCCAAGGCACUUUUUGUAUUUAUGGCUUUGUCCUUUGCUCGUGAUGAAAUUAUUUGGCUGCUUCGUCAUGCAGAUAAUAUGCCAAAGAAAAGUGCAGAUGAUUUCAUAGAUAA
Messenger RNA from Chaetura pelagica (chimney swift), 989 nucleotides. Its product is annotated as nck-associated protein 1-like. The annotation marks the transcript as partial. The transcript is spliced from 10 exons. Gene Ontology annotation, cellular component: SCAR complex. The record is from RefSeq and is a predicted model, not a curated record. Gene Ontology annotation, biological process: neuron projection morphogenesis; cell migration; cell projection assembly. NCBI's taxonomy places the organism in Eukaryota, Metazoa, Chordata, Aves, Apodiformes, Apodidae.